Molecule: messenger RNA, 4823 nt
Organism: Anneissia japonica
Lineage: Eukaryota; Metazoa; Echinodermata; Crinoidea; Comatulida; Comatulidae
Product: fibronectin type-III domain-containing protein 3A-like
Exons: 21
Coding region: 144-4118 (1324 amino acids)
Molecular function (GO): protein binding
Source: RefSeq, a predicted model, not a curated record
GUCAAGUUUUUCUUUUUCUAUCACAUUUGAAUGGGAAUGAUCUAUUCCAAUGGUGGCUCCAGAAUUUGAUCACAGGCAGUCCAACAAGUUCAACAAGAAGGAAGGAACAAAAGGUCAAAGUUGUUACUCAUAAUACCAGUGCCAUGUCCACUUCAAAAACAAUAAGCAGCAACUCAGCGGUCAAUACUGACCAGAACUGUAACAAAGACAAAGCUCCUGCGAUUCUCCUCAACGGAGAUAUCCCAGCAAUGGACAUUAAUACAAACGGAACAGACGAUAUGAAAACUCAAAAAGGUAUUAUUCUCGAAAAUGGAACAAAGAUUUGCACUCCAGAACACUUCCCAAAUGUACAAGAACAAAAUGGACAACAUGGGAAUGGACCACAUAAUCAAGACUUUACAACUCAAACUGGAGAAAUUAUCGGUCAGUCCGGUGAAUAUACUGUUCCAACAGGCGUGUUUACGGGUACAGAAUUAACAGCGCCAUUUGGUUGCGGCAGGGAGUUUGUCCCGCAUAAUUCUUACAUACUACCGCAACAGGACUAUAGCCAAAUUCCUCCAGAUUUUCCCGUACAGGAAAACCAAGUAACAGAUAUGACCCAGGGUCAAAUGUCCGAGAUUGGUCAAGAUGAUGGGGGAAAUCAGGUACAGGAUCAGAAGUAUGAAUUUUAUAUUCAUAUAAAAGCAGGAGAGGCGUUCCCAGUUGGAAACGGAGAGCAAGUGCAAUAUAUACAUGGCCCAACGAUUAUUCGCCUUCUUGCAAGCUCGCCGCAGAUGCCGCAGUUAAACAUUGUUCACACUGGACACGGGCCUGUACCCCUCCCAUCAAAUAUGGGCAUGGCUUCCACAACCAUGCCCACGAACGUUGCAUUAACACCGGCAAUGCAAGAGAGUGACAACUUACAACAGGGGGUGUACAACACAGGACACGGUAUUGUACAACAGCAAAUGUACACCCAGAUGUUUCAAGGUGUUCAGAUUUAUAAUCAGAUGAUUGCCUAUCCUAAUAUACCCCCUCACAUUCCCCCUCAUGUAACACAGAAUCAAGCUGGUAUGAGACCAAUGCAGCCACACGUUGUCAUUCCGCGGUUCACACACCGCCAGCAUAGUCCACCUCAAUCGAAUGAUCAGAGCCAUUUACAAGCAGAGCAGCCACGACCGGUAAACCAACAGCGAAAACGUGACGAUAGGACUGAUAAACAACGUGAAAAACUACAACGCAGGCUACGUGACCGCUACCACAAUUCUAAUCACCCACCUAGUCCACAAACAUCUCCCAGAAAUUCCCAUUCAUCCCGACAUGAUGGAAACAACAGCGGAAACAAAUCCCGGAGGAGAACUAGUCCACGAUCAGAAGAAAUUGAAGAAGACCCAAAUAUUCGAAGAAAACGUGAAGUUCUCUCAUGCAUUGAAAGUCCUGAAGUAACUGAAAUACUGGCGCGGUCAGCGCACCUUGGUUGGAACUUCCAGCCCAGCAACGAUGAGUCGUCUCCUAAUAUGGAACGAUCAAAAAUCAAAUACGAAGUUACGGUGUCAACACAAGGAAGACAACCAAGUAUUUUUGACAGUGAUACUGAGACGCAGUUUGAACUGACAGACCUUAAACCAGCCACAGAAUACCAUGCCAGUGUGAGUGCAAUAUUUGAGAACAUACGUGGGUUGCCAUCAAAACCUUCGAGUUUUACGACGAGUGGGUGUGAGCCGGAUGAGCCAUCUAUGCCAAAAUGUGCACAGAAGAACAAAAACUUCCUAGUUAUCAAAUGGAAUGCACCAAAUGAUAAUGGGUCAAAGAUCAUCAGUUAUAUUUUAGAAACAGAUAUGGGAAUUAGUGGCGGUGGUUUUAAUGAAAUAUUUAAAGGAUCUCAAAAACAGUUCCGUUAUACAAAGCUUCAGCCUGCAACAAAAUAUUCCUUCCAACUUAAAGCUGUAAAUGAAUUUGGAGAAAGUACUUACAGUACACCAAUGCAUUGCUACACGUCCGGUACGGUUCCUGCAACUCCUGAAGCGCCCUCACUCAAAGAGGCUGGUGUCACUCAGUUGGAACUGACCUGGCCACCAGUGGAGAGUGAUGUCACUCGAUAUAUUUUACAAAUGGAUGACCAAACAAAUAAACAUGGAUUCAAAGUAGUCUUCAAUGGUGAUGAAAAUUCACAUACUUGUAAAAACCUUCAACGAAAUACUGAAUAUAGAUUUAAGUUAUUAGCUAAUAAUGAUCAGGGAGAUAGUUGCCCAAGUGAAAUUGUUGCAUUUAGGACAAAACCAGAUAGCCCACAAGCACCACCUAAGCCGACACUUAAGGGCAAACUGCAUUCAGAUUACUUCAAAGUGUCAUGGGACCCUCCAAGGGACAAUGGCGGUGCUACCGUAACCAAGUACUAUUUAGAAAUCUCAGAGUGCCAAGAUGAGAACUGGGUUUCAUACUAUAGUGGACCAGAUAGGGAGAAGACUUUAAAUCAUCUACGACCUGGAGGAACGUACCAGUUACGCGUCUCUUGCCAAAGUAUUGCUGGCAUUAGUCCGCCCUCUGAUGUAUCUACUUUCACCACACCUGCUAUCUGUCCUGGAAAAUGCUUUCAACCGCGAGUUCACGGGCGACCCAAAGCCAACCUUUUGAAUCUUCGAUGGGGACCACCAGCAUAUGAUGGCGGUAGUGCCAUCACGGAAUACUCAAUAGAGAUGACAUCAGCUGAUAACGAUAUUGCCAAAGAAGUACACGUGGGACCAGCCACGUGCCUGGAUUGCACAGUCAACGGUCUGCUACCAGGACGAUGCUACACCUUCAAGUUACGUGCCUUCAACAAAGUCGGAAAUGGUCACUUCUCCGAUCCGUUAGAAGUUCGGACCGGUUGUGGGCCCCCUGAACCUCCCACAGAGCUACGUAUAGAGACAAGGUUACUAUCAACAACGGUGUGGGCAUCGUGGGAAAAGCCAUAUUGCAAUGGAGCAGAGAUUACAGAAUAUCGGUUAGAAAAAGCUUGUGAACAAAAUGUAUUUUCCAUGGUUUAUUGUGGUGACCAAUGUAGUUGUGAAGUCCGUAAUCUUCUACCAGCGUCUGAAUACCAGUUCCGUGUGCAAGCAAUCAAUCAGGCUGGUUCAGGGCCCUUCAGUGCUGUUGCAUCAAUCACCACCCCACCCUCUGUGCCUGCUCCAGUGUCAAAUCUUCAGCUUGUGGACUACUCAUGUGACUUUUUAACUGUCUCGUGGACCGAACCUAAAAAUUACGGUUGUGAGAUUAUAGCUUAUAAUAUUUAUAUCGGUGAUGGGCCAGCACUACACCUGGGAAAUGUAAAUGAAUACUGUAUUGAAGAUCUUGAACCAGAUACUAAGUACAGGAUACGUAUAAGAGCGGUGAAUGAUAUAGGAGAAGGUCCCUUUAGUACAUUGUUGAAGGCCCAGACUCUUCCGCUACCUCCUGAUCCUCCCAAGCUUGAGUGUGUGCUGUAUGGUCAUCAGAGCUUGAAGCUCAAAUGGGGUGACAAUUCCAGGCCCAGCCUAGAAAAUAAUCAAUAUUCAUUAGAAAUGGAAGAUAAGAGAGGAAGGUUUGGCCCUGUUUACAGUGGUCCUAAUAUGAAUUAUAAAGUUUCGAAAUUAACAGAACAGACCGAGUAUCGCUUUCGAAUAUAUUCUAGUAAUGACUCAGGCGAUGGUCCUUACUCAGAGGUGUAUAAAUUUGCAACUGGCAAAGCGCCUCCAGGGACAAUGAAAUCUCCAAAGGUAAUUAAUAUAACUCCAGUAAGUUGUGAAGUACAAUGGCAAGAAAUAUCGCCAUUACAAGAAGACAAAAUCUAUUACCAUCUAGAGAACGAUUAUACUAAGGUUUACCAAGGUCCAGAUACCAAAUUUACACUAAUUAAUCUGACACCAAACACAGAAUAUCGAGUACGUGUAUGCGCUGUCCGACUGCCAGCUGAUGAUUCAACCGAGCUGAUUGGUCCAUUCAGCCCCGGGACAACCUUUACCACUUCACCUCAGCCAACAGGAUCAUACAAUGCUGACAUCAAGGAUGUUGAAGAAUCUCAACGUCAACCGAUGCCUGACGAAUUGAUGAUCUUAAUUUUCGUGGUGGUCUUAGUUGUGUGUGCAAUCAUUCUGGCUUUACUGCUGGCCAGCUAUUCGUAACUCAGAUUGGUCAAAUAAAAAUUUAAAAAUUAUACAGUAUAUAUUAUAAUUAUAUUUAUCUUUUUAGGACAUCAUCAUGAAAGGUUCUAUAAGAAAGGUUUAUACAGAUUGGGAAAUUUUUUGCAAAGUUAUUUUCUCAGCAGAUUUCUUGCCCAACCACAUGACAUCUUGUAACUCGCUGUCCAGACAAUCAAAAGUAUAUGACAUGCCUAAAUAUGAUCUUAAUGACAUCACAUUAUGACCAUAUUUAAGCAUAUCAUGACUAUAUAUGGGCAUACAUAAGCUUCUCUUCCAUGUGUUAAGUUUAAGUUGUUAUUGAUAUACAUACAAAUUGUUGCUUAUAGUUUUCUAAAGAGAAUUUACACGAAGAACGUUCCAGGUCCUAAUCUCCAGCUAUUAGUCAAAACAAGUUAUAGAUAAUAUUUUAACUUUUUGCAUAUUUUAUCUGGUUAAAAUGACUCAGUAUUUGUGUUUCACUUGUUUUUUUUUUAAGUAUAUAUUUCCUCAUUGGUAAAACUGUUUUCAAAAUUCCAAAGAAGAAAUGUGUACUUUUUGGAUGCUGAUGUUCCUAUUGAAUUCCUGAUUGGGGAUAUAUUUUUUUUUUAAGAUGUGGCCAAAAUGAAAUUAUACUUACCAACUUGCAGUCAAUAUAUCAUUCAAGAAAUUCCAAAAAUAAAUAUAUCCAUUAAAAAAAAUGUAUUUCAG